GCAACGGCCCCUGAGUGGCGGCUGGCUCUCUCAUAUCGCUCUCGCUUGACUACCAUUGCUGCACGCAUUGUUGAAGUGAAAGGAAAGUGGACAGCUUGAUCCUGUCUGUGGGAUGCACCGACAGAGGAAGUGGGAGAGUACUUGGUUUUUGGUGUGAGGUACAACAAAGCAGAAAGGCUGGCCAGAAGACACAAAUCCAACAGCGGUGGUUUUUUGGCCACAACAGAAAAAAGUGCGUCCACCCCUGCCAUAUCAGGGAGAAGAAGGCGUUUCACUGCUGCCGCAUUUCAAGAAACAGUGAGCUCCAUUUGUGGCGUGGGUGGGCAGGUGAGGGUUAAGCUGUGGUGACAACUUUGGGCUGCGUGCCGAAGUGUGGUGGGGAAGAGGAAAAGGAAGAGGAAGGAGAGAAGGAGAAGCAGGCGGAGGAGGAGGAAGAGGAGGAGAGGAGUAGUGGACCUGGGCCUGGAGCCCAAACACGAGCAGGAUGGCGGAGAAGAAAGUUAGCCUCCCUGCUAAGCUGAUUAAUGGGGGCGUGGCAGGCCUGGUUGGUGUGACAUGUGUAUUUCCUAUUGACCUGGCCAAGACCCGCCUACAGAACCAGCAGGGCGUCCAAGUCUACAAAGGAAUGCUGGACUGUCUGGCAAAGACGGUACGCUCGGAGGGCUAUUUUGGAUGCUACAGAGGUGCAGCAGUGAACCUCACGCUUGUUACACCAGAAAAAGCCAUCAAGCUCGCGGCCAAUGACGUCUUCAGACAGAAGCUCUCUAAAGAUGGGCGUUUGCCCCUGUGGGGGGAAGUGCUGGCAGGCUGUGGGGCUGGGACCUGUCAGGUGGUCGUCACCACUCCUAUGGAAAUGCUUAAGAUCCAGCUGCAGGACGCAGGACGGCUCGCUGCACAAAGGCCCAUGCCAACUGCAGCUCAGGCUGCUGCUCCUGGUCCAGCUCCAUCGUUGGUGGCCCCUCCAUCAGAAGCCCGGCCGACCCCUCCACAACGGCCCUCGGCCACCAGCAUCACUGUGGAGCUGCUGAAGACCCGUGGACUGGCUGGCCUCUACAGGGGGGCAGGGGCCACCUUAAUGAGGGAUGUCCCCUUCUCAAUGAUCUACUUCCCGCUGUUUGCGAACCUCAACGCACUGGGUCUGGAAAGAGCAGGUGGUCAGGGUGAUGUGCAGGCCCGGGCGCCAUUCUGGCAGUCUUUUGUGGCAGGCUGCGCCGCAGGCUCAGUGGCAGCUGUGGCUGUAACACCACUGGAUGUAAUAAAGACUCGUCUGCAGACCUUGCAAAAAGGAGAGGGGGAGGACACAUACAGAGGAAUUAUUGACUGCACAAGGCGCAUCAUGAGGCGAGAGGGCCCAUCAGCAUUCCUAAAGGGUGCGACAUGUCGUGCUUUAGUCAUUGCUCCUCUUUUUGGCAUUGCGCAGGGUGUCUACUUUCUUGGGGUAGGGGAGAUGGUGCUGGGUUUGCUGGGAUAGCGGUGCUUGGCAUUAGUGCUGGCAGUUGUGUUAUCUCUGCACACAUAACUUGCCACUUUAAUCUGCGUUGAAUGCAUGACACCACUGGGUGAACGGUGAAUAAAGAGAGAGAGGGAGAAGGCAGCCAUGAUCUGCUAACCAAAGGAGGAAGAAUGGUCCGAGAUUGGAAGAGGCUCUAUUUACUAAUAUGUGGACCAACUGGUUCACACUAAUCAACUUUCUCUAGGUUUUCACAUGCUGUCAGCAGGGUUCAGUAGGUUAAACAGGGUCCUGUGUAUGUGUGUGUAACUAAUCUGAGGGUAUGUGUCCCAAGUUGUCUGGUUUAUCCCUGCGAGCUUGCUGCAAUAUGUCUGGGGCUCUUCCUUUCUGUCUGGUUGUUAAGAAAGAGCUGCUACAUGUUGUUUGAGGCUGCUAACUAAAAUGCCUACCAAUCUGACCAUUUAUAUGGUCGUGAUGAAGAACUGUGCAUCAUUCAGCGUUAGUGACAAAUCCCCCUUUCAGUCUUUAUCAAAUGCUAUUGUCUAAUGUUUGACCUCAGAGUCUGAACUAGGUAUUUGGCUUGACCAUCAAAUGCCAGUCAUUUAGACUUCAGUGUUUGAUGUGUUUCUCUGGAGGAGGAGCUCGAUCUCCUUCGACCUACCCUGUAAUGCAUUCCUCUCACUCCAUCCGUGAGGUCUGAGUUGUAAUCUUGGAUUCCCUCACUGGAUUGGGAGGUACUGCCUGUUAGUGUCUCUAAGGUCAUUUGUUAAUCUGAUGGUAAUGCUUUAAUCCCUGUAUUAGCGUACAAUAUACCCUAACAUACAGCUCACUUCCUGCCUAAAGGCCACAGGUUAGACUGCUGGGCCACUGUCUUGUAGCCUUGACUUCCUCUUCUUCACAGCUUGGAAGGGUUUUAAAAAACCUGUGAGAAGUCUAGGGCUGUUUUUACUGCUUAGAUAUACAUAAAAAAAAAUAUGUUGCUUCAAAUGAUGUGCGCACAAUAACUUUAAAAAAAAUGCAAUUAAAGCCUUAUCAUUGCUGAUAGUUUCUUAAGCAUCAAAACUGUAAGUCUUGAAUGAAUUCAGUGGAACUGGUGGUGUUGAAAUAUUGUUUUGGUACUUGAGUCCAGUUUAGCGAGGACAAUUGUAUUUGUUAGACCCAUGGAGGGAGUAUGGCACCCUGUCUUGCCAACUGUUUGCCAUUACUUAAGUCCACUGGGUGGCACUAAAAGCAUUUUUGUUUUUUACAUUUUUAAUGCAAGACACAUUUUGAUGUGGCUAGUGUACCUAGGCUACUACAUUUUCCUCAUUGUAGAGUGAACAUAGCCUGAGUAAACUGUUUGUUUACAAGCUGUAAAUAAAGAUA
Molecule: messenger RNA, 2815 nt
Organism: Seriola dumerili (greater amberjack)
Lineage: Eukaryota; Metazoa; Chordata; Actinopteri; Carangiformes; Carangidae
Gene: slc25a18
Product: mitochondrial glutamate carrier 1-like
Exons: 10
Coding region: 485-1471 (328 amino acids)
Biological process (GO): malate-aspartate shuttle; aspartate transmembrane transport; L-glutamate transmembrane transport
Molecular function (GO): L-glutamate transmembrane transporter activity; L-aspartate transmembrane transporter activity
Source: RefSeq, a predicted model, not a curated record